AUGCAGUUAGAUAAUGAAAAGCUAGCACGUGAUAAUUCUAGACUGAUAUACAUCGAUAAUCCUCAAAGAACCAAUGAAGAGUAUGAAUUCACAGGAAACAAGAUCACCACUAGCAAAUACACACUUAUAAACUUCUUACCCAAGAAUCUUUUCAUUCAGUUUCAUCGAGUGGCUUACAUAUACUUUUUAGCCAUUGCAGCUCUCAAUCAGCUUCCUCCUCUUGCAGUCUUUGGAAGAACAGUCUCUCUCUUCCCUCUCCUUUUUGUUCUCACAGUCACUGCUAUAAAAGACGGAUACGAGGAUUGGAGAAGACACAGAUCUGAUCGAAAUGAGAACAACAAAGAAUCCCUUGUUCUUGAAUCCGGAAACUUCCAAUCCAAAAGAUGGAAAGACAUCAAAGUAGGUGAGGUGGUGAAAAUUAAAGCUGAUGAGACAAUCCCUUGUGACAUGGUGCUGAUGUGGACAAGUGAUCCUAGUGGCAUUGCUUACAUACAAACCAUGAAUUUAGAUGGAGAGUCGAAUUUAAAGACACGUUACGCUAGACAAGAAACAUCCUUAAUGCCAUUAGGAUCAAUAUCAGGGGUAAUUAGAUGUGAACAACCUAAUAGAAACAUAUAUGAGUUCACAGCUAAUAUGGAGUUAAAUGGUCAUAAAGUUUCCCUAAGUCAAUCAAACAUUAUCCUACGUGGAUGUCAGGUGAAAAACACAGAAUGGGUUAUAGGUGUUGUGGUGUAUGCUGGACAAGAGACAAAAGCUAUGCUAAAUAGUGCAGUUUCCCCUUCAAAAAGAAGCAGACUUGAACAAGCAAUGAACUCAGAAACUAUUUGGUUAUCUGUUUUUCUAUUCAUAUUGUGUCUUGUUGUUGCUAUUGGGAUGUGUUUAUGGUUGAUGAGUCAUCAGGAUGCAAUUGAUACGAUUCCUUAUUACAGAAAGAGCUAUCUUAUAAAGGGAAAGUUUCCAGGAAAACCGUAUAAGUAUUAUGGGAUUCCUAUGGAGACGUUUUUUGCUUUUUUGAGUUCUGUUAUUGUGUUUCAGAUAAUGAUUCCAAUAUCUUUAUACAUCACCAUGGAAUUGGUUCGAUUAGGUCAAUCUUAUUUCAUGAUAGAAGACAAACACAUGUAUGACAGCAGUACAAACUCAAGGUUUCAAUGCAGAUCCUUAAAUAUAAAUGAAGAUUUAGGUCAAAUUCGUUAUGUGUUUUCUGAUAAAACUGGAACACUUACUGAAAACAAAAUGGAAUUUAGAAAAGCAUCUGUUUUCGGGAAGCAUUAUCAUAAUCCACCAAUUGUGGAUAAAAAGAAUCCAGAAGCAGACAUGAAAGGAAAGAAGCUGAAAUCUGAUAUUACUGUGGAUCCUGACCUCAUGGGGUUGCUUCAUAAAGGGCUAAAUGGGAAUGAAAGAAUUUCUGCUCAUGAGUUUUUUCUAACACUAGCAGCAUGCAACACUGUGAUUCCAAUUCUUAAUCAAAGUAGUUCACAAGGGUCUUCCAUGGGGACUGAAAUUCAUGAAGAUCUUGAAGCUAUUGAUUAUCAAGGAGAAUCUCCUGAUGAACAAGCUCUUGUAGCUGCAGCUUGUGCAUAUGGAUACAUUCUUUUUGAAAGAACAUCUGGUCAUAUUGCAGUUGAUGUCAAUGGUGAGAAAUUAAGGCUGGAUGUAUUAGGGCUGCAUGAGUUUGACAGUGUCCGAAAAAGAAUGUCAGUGGUUAUCAGAUUCCCAAACAAUGAAGUAAAGGUAUUGGUAAAAGGGGCAGAUACGUCAAUUCUCAGCAUCUUGAGGGACGAUUCUGGAAACGAUAACAAUUUAAGCAUCAUAACACAACACCAUUUGAAUGAGUAUUCAUCAGAAGGUCUUCGGACACUUGUACUUGCUUCUAGGGAUCUUACAAAUCAAGAACUUGAAGAAUGGCAAUCAAUGUAUGAAGAUGCCACCACUUCAUUGGUUGAUAGAUCUUUGAAACUAAGACAAACUGCAUCACUUGUUGAAUGUAAUUUACAUUUGCUUGGAGCAACUGGAAUUGAAGACAAACUUCAAGAAGGAGUUCCUGAAACUAUCGAGUGUUUACGUGAAGCAGGAAUUAAGAUUGUUAUAAAUGGAACUUCAGAAACUGAAUGUAGACAGCUUCUGUCUGAAUCAAUGGCUAGAUAUGGUGUUAAAUGUAGAGAUUUGAAGAAUACUGAAAACAUAGAAGGAAGAACAGAUGGGGAAUUGGCAUUGAUAAUUGAUGGGAAUAGUUUGGUUUACAUCUUGGAAAGAGAUUUGGAAUCAGAGCUGUUCAAUCUGGCAACAUCUUGUAGAGUUGUUUUGUGUUGUCGAGUUGCACCUUUACAAAAAGCUGGAAUUGUUGAUUUGAUCAAGAGUCGAACUGAUGAUAUGACACUAGCAAUAGGUGAUGGUGCAAAUGAUGUGUCAAUGAUCCAAAUGGCGGAUGUUGGUGUUGGCAUAUGUGGACAAGAGGGACGCCAGGCUGUCAUGGCUUCAGAUUUUGCAAUGGGACAAUUUAGAUUCUUAAAAAGACUACUUUUAGUACAUGGUCAUUGGAAUUAUCAACGCAUGGGUUAUUUGGUUCUUUAUAACUUCUACAGAAAUGCUGUUUUUGUCUUCAUGCUUUUUUGGUAUAUAUUAUGUGCAGCUUUUUCAACAACAUCUGCACUUACUGACUGGAGCAGUGUGUUCUACUCAGUAAUUUACACUUCAGUCCCUACAAUUGUGGUUGGAAUUCUAGACAAAGACUUGAGUCAUAAGACACUUCUUCAGUAUCCAAAGUUGUAUGAAUCUGGACACAGGCAAGAAAGUUACAACAGUUGUCUUUUUUGGAUGAUGAUGGCUGAUACCAUAUGGCAAAGUCUUGCACUUUUUUGUGUUCCAAGAUUUGCAUUUUCACAAAGCACAAUUGAUAUUUGGAGUAUGGGUAGUUUGUGGACUGUUUCAGUGGUCAUUUUGGUAAAUAUACAUUUAGCCAUGGACAUUCAAAGAUGGGUGCUUUAUACUCAUAUCUCAAUUUGGGGAUCUGUGGUUAUGACAUAUGCUUGUGUAGUUGUGUUGGAUUCCAUUCCUGUUUUCCCUAAUUACAGGACAAUAUAUGAAUUGGCAAAACAACCUACAUAUUGGCUAUCGAUUUGGCUUAUAAUAGUGGUGGCAUUACUUCCUAGAUUUAUAAUCAAAGCUAUGCAUAGAAUGUUUAGGCCUUCAGAUAUUCAGAUAGCUAGAGAAGCUGAGAUAUUGAGAAAAAGAAGAUUCUUUUAUGGGUCAAGUACGCUUCGAAGAUCUAGUGACUAAAAUUGAUUCGGUUUUAUGUAGUAUGUGGGGCCCAUAUGGUUUUGAAUUCAAGAGAGAUUAAUAAAAGUAGUUGGAAGGUUGAUAGAGCAAGGGUGGUAUUCGGGUUCGAGAAUUGAAAAGGGCAUUUUGGCAAUUUGGUUGAUACAUAAUAUUGGAUUUGGUUUUGGAAAUAGGGACAUGAGGGGUACAGAAUAUGUGUUGGGCAGUGGUGAAGAGAUAGAGAGAGGAGGUGUGUAAGAGUUUUAUGUAAAGUAGUAGUUUCUUUUAGGUGUAGGGCUGUAACAAAAUGAGACAAUAUGAUUCUUACUUAGUUAAUGAGGAAAUAUGUAGACAGUGUUUCAUCUAUUGAGAGAGGAAAUAGAGAAGGUAUGUAAUGGU
This is a messenger RNA of Lactuca virosa, 3654 nucleotides long. The record is from the annotation of a GenBank genome assembly. NCBI's taxonomy places the organism in Eukaryota, Viridiplantae, Streptophyta, Magnoliopsida, Asterales, Asteraceae.